This is a messenger RNA of Anarrhichthys ocellatus (wolf-eel), 2062 nucleotides long. RefSeq names its product solute carrier family 30 member 8 (gene slc30a8). Lineage: Eukaryota; Metazoa; Chordata; Actinopteri; Perciformes; Anarhichadidae. The coding region runs from base 500 to 1702 and encodes 400 amino acids. Gene Ontology annotation, biological process: insulin secretion; response to glucose; response to zinc ion. The transcript has 9 exons. Gene Ontology annotation, molecular function: zinc ion transmembrane transporter activity. Gene Ontology annotation, cellular component: plasma membrane. The record is from RefSeq and is a predicted model, not a curated record.
UGAGUGCACACUCGAACUUUUACUUAAAAGCUGAAUUUAUCGUUCACUUUUAGCGCUACAUAUAAGAGAAUAUGACAUUGCAUACAAACCAACCUUUAUAGAGAGUGGGUGUCUUUUAUUGAACUUUAACAUCUCGACUUUUAAUCAGCGAAGGCUCUUUUUCGUCUCGAAGCGCUCCGCAGGCGGCGAUGCAUUUGCACACGGUGCGUGUCCCCAGUAGCGAUCACAUGGCUGUCCGCAUCGCGUGUGUUUGAACCCCGGCCAGUCGGUCAGGAUAUCAGAGCUGCUGGUGAGCGUUCAUCGAGAGGAGACAACGCAACUUUAAGAGCACCUCGACAAUAAAUAGAUAUUACGUUUAGAUGAACACAACUGUAGCUUUUCUUGGACGUAUUUGUAAGUCACUUUUGAAUUUGGACUUUUUUUUUGGAGCAUGUUUUUAUUUUAGUCUUGUCACUUUUGAGGGAUUUCUUUAAAUUAGUUGUUCUCCAAGAAGCCAAUCAUGUUCAAAAAGAAGAAUCCAGAAAGACUGAGACUGGUGUCAGACUUGAAGAACUCGUAUAACGGUUUGGGAAGUGUGCCCAACCAGACGGCCUUCCAGGUAGACGCCACUGGUGGCAUCAAGCAUUGCCACGACAACAGCCACGCGGAGGAGGAUCGUGACCGAGAGAAGAAAGUGGCCAGGAGGAGGUUGUACGUGGUCUCUGUCAUCUGCCUGGUUUUCAUGGUUGGUGAAAUCGUCGGUGGGUAUUUAGCAGGCAGUCUUGCGGUGAUGACAGAUGCUGCCCACCUGCUUGCAGACUUCAUCAGCUUCCUCAUCAGCCUGUUAUCCCUCUGGCUCUCCUCCAGACCUGCCACACACAAGCUCAGCUACGGCUGGCAUCGCGCAGAGAUUCUGGGUUCUCUGCUGUCAGUUUUCACCAUCUGGCUGGUAACAGGAGUGUUGGUUUACCUGGCUGUGGAGCGUCUCAUCAACAAUGACUUCACCAUCGAGGGCACUAUCAUGCUCAUUACCUCUGGUUGUGCUUUGUUGGCUAAUAUUCUCAUGGCCCUCAUCCUUCACCAGUCCGGCCACGGCCACAGCCACGCGGGUCUCGGCUCACACGGCCACAGCCACAAGAAAGGGAACGAGCACAAUCAAGUUUUAAACCACACAAACCAGAGAGAUGACCAGGCAGACGCCGAGCAAAACAGGGCUGCUAACGGAGGGAGGGCUCUGCAGGACAACGCCAGUGUGCGAGCGGCCUUUGUCCAUGUGUUGGGAGAUCUUCUCCAGAGCGUCAGCGUGUUUCUCAGCGCCAUCAUUAUCUUCUUCAAGCCAGAAUAUAAGAUCGCUGACCCCAUCUGCACCUUCCUGUUCUCCAUAUUUGUCUUGUGCACCACCAUCACCAUCUUGAGGGAUAUUCUUCUUGUCCUGAUGAAUGGCACUCCUGCGGGGGUGAAGUACGGUGAGGUGCGGGAUGGUCUUCUAGCCGUGAAGGGGGUGAAGGCGGUCCACAACCUUCACAUCUGGGCCCUCACCAUGAACCAGACUAUACUGACUGCACACGUAGCCAUAGACGAGACAGUGGACGCUCAGACGGUCCUAAGAGAAAUGACACAGGCUUGUAUCUCCUCCUACAACUUCCACUCUGUUACAAUUCAAAUGGAGAGACUGGCCGACCUGAAGCCUGGAUGUACCCUGUGUGAGGAGCCCAAGAUGUAGGAACCUGCCGUAGUUCUUUUUACCCGAGCCCAUCAGAGUAAAAGGCUACGCUUUGACUGCUGUAACAUCGGCACUGCUCUCUGGUUCCUGAGUUUUUUUUUUUUUUACUGUGACAUUCAUGCCAAAGUCAAAUGGCUGUGCCCGUGUGUUGAUACUUCCAAAGAAAUAUUUACGUUGAAAUAUGUGAGUGAAGGGCUUGUUCAUGAUUUUAAAUUAUUUCAGAAGAAAGGUUCCCGAUCCACACCAUUCCCUGUGCGGGAAGUUUUAACUAAAAUAUUCCUAAGAUUUAUUUGCUUUUAAGUGUAUUCGUGUUGAAAUAUAAAUCACAAUAAACUAAAUUCAUCCUUUUAUGGAUCAAUA